Molecule: messenger RNA, 1248 nt
Organism: Epinephelus lanceolatus (giant grouper)
Lineage: Eukaryota; Metazoa; Chordata; Actinopteri; Perciformes; Serranidae
Source: RefSeq, a predicted model, not a curated record
UUUACUUCAUGGUCCACUUUCUUUCCCAGUGGCCCCAAACGCAGCACAGAAAGCUUAGCAAUAAUUGGAACAUGUGUAGCCAACCAUAUGCCUAGUAGCCGUAAGUCCCGCCCUUUGUGCUCUGCCAACCAGUCAGUGUUGACCAAAGUACAGCUGCAGUUCCUGUAGUCAAAAAGCACGUUGCUUUGACAGAGAGGAGGAAGCUUUUAAUCAUCACGUUAGGCUGCUGUGAUUUCUGACAUAAUGCCAACUCCAAGCGAGAACGCACUCUUUGGGAUGGGGAAUCCCUUGCUCGACAUUUCAGCUGUCGUGGACAAAGAUUUCCUUGACAAGUUCGGACUGAAGCUUAACGACCAGAUCCUCGCCGAGGAAAAACACAAAGCCUUGUUUGAAGAAAUCGUCAAGAGGAACAAAGUUGAGUACCACGCUGGCGGUUCGACCCAGAACUCUGUGAAAAUUGCUCAGUGGAUGAUCCAGAAACCCCACAAGGUGGCUACUUUCUUCGGGUGCAUCGGUACCGACCAAUUCGGGGAGAUCCUGAAGAAGAAGGCUGAAGAAGCCCACGUCGACGCGCAUUACUAUGAACAAAACGUGGAGCCAACUGGUACCUGUGCAGCCUGCAUCACCGGGGACAAUAGGUCCCUUGUUGCUAACCUGGCAGCGGCAAACUGCUACAAAAAGGAAAAACACCUGGACUUGGACAGCAACUGGGAGCUGGUGAAGAAAGCCAAGGUCUAUUAUAUUGCGGGGUUUUUCCUGACCGUGUCCCCGGAGUCCAUCCUAAAGGUGGCGAAGCAUGCUUCAGAUAACAACAAAAUCUUCUGCAUGAACCUCUCAGCACCUUUCAUCAGCCAGUUCUUCAAAGAGCCCUUGAUGGAGGUCAUGCCUUACGUCGACAUCUUGUUUGGCAACGAGACGGAGGCGGCCACAUUUGCCAAAGAGCUGGGCUUUGAGACAGAUGACAUUGGAGAGAUUGCAAAGAAGACCCAAAACCUCCCCAAGGAGAAUAUGAAGAGGCAGCGAGUGGUGGUGUUCACCCAGGGCAAGGACGACACCGUUGCAACUGUUGGUAGGCCAUUUCAGAGUAGCUGUGCACGGGGAGAGAUGGCCUCAGGUAAAGACUCCAACAUAUCACUCAUCACUGGGGACUGCAGAGAGGCACAGUUACAGCAGGACUAUAGGACACUGUCUUCACAUGUGUACAGUGUCCUCAAUUUCAUACUGCUGGCAGUAGUAUUUACCAGCUGA